AUGAAUCCAUCGGAUCCAAAAUAUAUUAGAAAUAUUAUAUUAUCUUAUUUAUAUUCGUGUGUCAUUGAUUCUAAUCCAAAAAGUAUUAUUGGUUUUGAUCAAUACAAUGCACGAGAUAAAGCUCCAAUUAUGCAAAAUAUUCUUGCUGCUGAUGAAGAAAAACAAAUUGAAGCACUUUACACAAUACAACAAUUUGUAAUCGAAUUGAAACAUCCACAUGGAAUGGUUUUGAAAUUGUCCGAUACAUUUUAUGAUGAAGAGUGUGUAAAGGAAGAAGUAUUUUGGAACUGGCUAAGAAGACCAAAUCCAGCAAAAAAAAAUGAUCAAAUUCAAUUAAUUGAAUCAACAAAAAAAUUUUUCAUUUGGUUGUCACAACCCACAUCCUCCACCAUCAAAGAUAUCGAUAAUGAUGAUGAUUCUUCUUCUGAUGUCGACAAUGAUGAUGAUGAUGAUUCUUCUAAUGUCGAUAAAUCGACUGAUGAUCAUAAACAUUUUUGGUGUGCAGUAACUGUUGCAAGUAAUUAUAAUGGUAAAGAACAACUUGAAGUAACAUCAGUAGAACGAAGAAAUGAAAUAAUUACAAUUAAAAAUGAUUCUGAUCUUCCAUCAUUGCGUAAUCCAGAGAUUCUCAUUGGUCAAAAAGAUCUUACUGCUUUAUCUUAUUUAAAUGAACCUGAAGUUUUAUAUAAUCUUGAAUCUCGUUUUAAUAAAUCUCAAAUUUAUACAAAAUGUGGAAUCGUCUUAGUUACAAUAAAUCUUUAUGAAUAUUUAUCUAUCUAUGGAAAUGAUACAAUUCAAUUGUAUCAUGAUCAAGAUAUUCAAUUAUUAGAACCACAUAUAUUUGCAACAGCUGAAUUAGCUUAUCAAUCAAUGGUGAAUUCUAUGAAAAAUCAAUCAAUUAUUGUUUCAGGUGAAUCAGGGACAGGAAAAACUGUUAGUGCUAAAUAUGCAAUGAGAUAUUUUGCAAAUGUUGGUGAAUUAUUAGAAGAAACACAAAUUGAAAAAAAAGUUUUAGCAUCAAGUCCAAUUAUGGAAGCAAUUGGAAAUGCAAAAACAAUAAGAAAUGAUAACUCAUCACGAUUUGGAAAAUAUAUUGAAAUUGGUUUUUUAAAAUAUCAUAUUUGUGGUGCAUCUAUGAGAACUUAUCUAUUAGAAAAAUCAAGAGUUGUUUAUCAAGCACCGGAUGAACGAAAUGAUCAUAUAUUUUAUCAAUUAUGUACACAAUUUAAUCAACCCGAAAUGAAAUCUCUUGCUUUAUGUAAGUUUAUUCAUAUUUAUUUUCUUUAUUAACAUUGUCUUACUCAUCAUCCAUAUAUUCACUGAUUAUGUUCUAAUUAUGACUAAAAUUUAACAAGAAGAAAAGAACCGAAUUCUAGGAUUUUAUCAGAACUUCGCCAACAGAAUAUUCAUCAAUGGUGAAAAUUCAUUGUACUUUCGACGAUUAGCAAAAUUUCAGAGGAUGUAUUGACGAAAAUACAAUACAGUUUCACCAAUUGUCAUAAAACAAUGUCAAUAUAUAAUGCAUGUCAGUCCAAUUAACGAAAUUCCAGGGAAUCUCUAUUGACAAAGUAGUAAUUAGGAAGUUAUGACAUCAAGGAGAAAGAGUGGAGGAUUACCCAUUAAUCUUUUAUUGCUAUUUAUAUUUGAGAAAUAUGGGUGUGGGUGUGGGUGUGGGUGGGGGUGU
This is a messenger RNA of Rotaria sp. Silwood2, 1684 nucleotides long. NCBI's taxonomy places the organism in Eukaryota, Metazoa, Rotifera, Eurotatoria, Philodinida, Philodinidae. The record is from the annotation of a GenBank genome assembly.